AUGCUAAGGAAGGGCACUUCAACUAUAUACACGGCACACAAGAAAAGUAACAGCAGCAUACUCAGGAGUCAACGAGACCAAACUAAGGUGGAAUCGCUAGUAGAAGAAUCACCGAUAGGUGAUUUUGGGAUUCAUAAUCAACCUACACAACCUGGUGUGAUAUACUAUUUCGUGGAGUUGACAAAUUUAGGCAUACACGAUAACACAAGCAGUAAUAAUAACAAUAACAAUAACAACCAUAGCGACGAUGAAAACGGUAGUCGAUACGGUCAGGGUAGCAGCUUAGGUAGGAACGUCCAUUCCCGCCGUUAUUCAUGA
Messenger RNA from Saccharomyces mikatae IFO 1815, 318 nucleotides. RefSeq names its product Roq1p (gene ROQ1). The record is from RefSeq and is a predicted model, not a curated record. Lineage: Eukaryota; Fungi; Ascomycota; Saccharomycetes; Saccharomycetales; Saccharomycetaceae. Bases 1 to 318 code for a protein of 105 amino acids. The transcript has a single exon.